CAGGCAGCUCCAGUGGAUGGGGCCUGAUGGGAAGGGAAUCAGCUCAGACGUCCAGGUGCAAAUCUCUCACAAGGACUCUCUUCCAGGGCUGAGUCUGCACCAGAGGACCCGUGUGCAGGCAGGGCCACUCCUCAAACCCACCCUCUGGGCUGAGCCAGACUCUGUGAUGCCCAGGGGGCAGCCCGUGACCCUCUGGUGUCAGGGUUCCCCAGGGGCUAAGGAGUACCGUCUGAAUCAAGGGACAAUCAUAGCACCUCGAUACAAAGAGAAGCCACUGCAACCCGGGAACAAGGCCAAGUUCUCCAUCACAUACAUGACAGAGCAUGAUGCAGGGAUAUAUCACUGUUACUAUUGCAACCCCACUGGCUGGUCAGAACGCAGUGACCCCCUGGAGCUGGUGGUGACAGGAUCCUUCAGCAAACCCAGCCUCUCAGCGCUGCCCAGCCCUCUCGUGUCCUCAGGAAGGAAUGUGACCCUCCAGUGUCGCUCAGGGCAGGGGUUUGGAAGGUUCCUUCUGACUAAGGAAAAAGAGCACAGACUCUCCUGGGCUCUAGACUCACAGCAGCUGCCUAGUGGGCAGUUCCUGGCCCUGUUCCCUGUGGGCCCUGUGAUCCCCAGCCACAGGUGGAUGUUCAGAUGCUAUAACUGUUACAGGGACAUGCCCUACGUGUGCUCCCAUCCCAGUAAUGCCCUGGAACUGCUGGUCCCAGGUGAGUUUGGGAAGCCCUCCCUCCUGACCCAGCUGGGCCCCAUCAUGGGCUAUGGACAGAGCCUGACCCUCCAGUGUCACUCUGAUGCCAACUAUGAUAGAUUCGCUCUGCACAAAGAGGUGAGACGGGACCUCCUCCAGAGCCUUGUUCUGCAGCCCCAGGUUUGGCUCUCUCAGACCCACUUCCGCCUGGGCACUGUGAGCAGCUCCCAUGGGGGCCGGUACCGAUGCUAUGGUGGAUACAAGCUCUCCUCUGAGUGGUCAGCCCCCAGUGACCCCCUGGACAUCCUGGUGGCAGGAUGGCUAUCUGACAGACCCUCCCUCUCAGUGCAGCCAGGCCCCAGGGUGGCCUCGGGAGAGAAUGUGACCCUGCUGUGUCAGUCACAGAGCCAGAGGGACACUUUCCUUCUGUCUAAGGAGGGGUCCGCCGAUACCCCCCUGCGUCUGAGAUCAGACCACCAAGCUCAGCAGUACCAGGCAGAGUUCUCCAUGAGUCCUGUGACCUCAGCCCAUGGGGGCACCUACAGGUGCUACAGCUCACGCAGCUCCUCUGCCUUCCUGCUGUCAGUCCCCAGUGAGCCCCUGGAGCUCCUGGUCUCAGAAUCCUCUGGAGGCACCAGCCCUCCACCCACAGAGCCCACCUCCACAGCUGGUCCCAAAUGGUACUGGAUAGGGGUCUUGGUGGCCAUGGUCCCGCUGCUCUCCCUCUUCCUCUUCCUCCUCCUCCAACACUGGUGUCAGAACAAAGGCAGGACCUCAGGGGCAGUUUUGGACCCAAAGGACAGACAAGCAGAAGAGGGCAGACAGAUGGAUAGUCAGGCUGCUGCACCUGAUGCCCCCCAGGAUGUGACCUAUGCCCAGCUGAACCUCUUGGCCCUUAGAAGGCAGACAAGUGCACUCCCAUCCUCCCCAUCAGAGGAGCCCCCAGAAGAGCCCUGUGUGUAUGCUGCUCUAGCCAUCCACUAGCUCUGGAGAGACUCAGACCCAGACACUCUAUGGAGGGGCAUGCAGGGACCCCAGAGGACAGGAAAGCUGCCCCCCUGGACAUUCAGCUAGUGCCUCAUCCACCGUGGAGACCGGAGGUGCCCCUGGGACUUUGGGGGAAUCACUUCAUUCUAUAGUGAAUACCUCUACAUUUGGAAAUGUAGAGUUAAGCCAAUAUCUCUACAUUUGGUAAUCAAUUUUGGAAAAUAGACUUCUCAAUAACCAAAGUGUGAACAAAAACAAGUGAAAGUUUUAACUGAAAUGGUAAUGUAAAUGUGACACAUCAAACCCAUGAAAUAAUAAAAUUAAGAACCUUAAUAAAUCAAUGGCCUAAUCUAUCAUGUCAAGAACUUAG
This is a messenger RNA of Pipistrellus kuhlii (Kuhl's pipistrelle), 2048 nucleotides long. RefSeq names its product leukocyte immunoglobulin-like receptor subfamily A member 6. Lineage: Eukaryota; Metazoa; Chordata; Mammalia; Chiroptera; Vespertilionidae. The record is from RefSeq and is a predicted model, not a curated record. Bases 17 to 1675 code for a protein of 552 amino acids. Gene Ontology annotation, biological process: cytokine-mediated signaling pathway. The transcript is spliced from 9 exons. Gene Ontology annotation, molecular function: inhibitory MHC class I receptor activity.